AUGUUGUACCUAGUCGGCCUCGGUCUCUCAGACGAGACCGAUAUCACCGUCAAGGGGCUCGAGGUGGUUAAGAAGGCCUCAAGGGUGUACCUCGAAGCCUAUACCAGCAUUCUCCUCGUCGAUCAGGCUGUCCUCGAGAAGUACUAUGGCAGGUCUGUCACGAUCGCCGACCGCGAGAUGGUCGAGUCCAACAGCGAUGAGAUCCUCCGCGACGCCCAGACGGAAGACGUUGCCUUCCUAGUCGUCGGCGAUCCCUUUGGCGCAACGACACACACCGACAUCGUCCUCCGCGCGCGCGAGCUCAAGAUCCCCGUCCGCACCGUCCCCAACGCCUCCAUCAUGUCGGGCAUCGGCGCCUGCGGCCUGCAGCUGUACAACUUUGGCCAGACCGUGUCCAUGGUCUUCUUCACCGACAGCUGGCGCCCGGCGAGCUUCUACGACCGCGUCAAGGAGAACCGCGCCAUCGGCCUGCACACCCUCGUGCUGCUCGACAUCAAGGUCAAGGAGCCCAACCUCGAGAGCAUGGCGCGGGGGCGCAUCGUCUACGAGCCGCCGCGGUACAUGAGCGUGGGCACCUGCGCCCGGCAGAUGCUCGAGGUGGAGGAGGACCGCAAGGAGGGCGCCUACGGGCCGGACAGCCUGGCCAUCGGCGCGGCGAGGGUGGGCGGCAAGGAGGAGACGUUUGUGGCGGGGACGCUCAAGGAGCUGUGCGACGCCGACGACAAGCUGGGCCCGCCGCUGCACAGUCUGGUCCUGUUGGGCAACAGGACGCACGAGCUGGAGCACGACUUUGUGAGGGAAUUUGCGAUCGACAAGGACAACUGGGACAGGAUAUGGAAGGAGCAAUACCACACGCAAUAG
Thyridium curvatum is the source of this 861-nucleotide messenger RNA. RefSeq lists its product as uncharacterized. The transcript is spliced from 3 exons. Gene Ontology annotation, biological process: protein histidyl modification to diphthamide. Bases 1 to 861 code for a protein of 286 amino acids. NCBI's taxonomy places the organism in Eukaryota, Fungi, Ascomycota, Sordariomycetes, Thyridiales, Thyridiaceae. Gene Ontology annotation, molecular function: diphthine synthase activity. The record is from RefSeq and is a predicted model, not a curated record.